CUUCCCCCCUGCUAUCCGACCAAAGUCUUGCCUCCUAUUACAUGGAGGAACAUGGUGCCAAUAUCGCGUGUCAAACCCACCAUCUACUCCAACACUCUUUUAAUACUCUUGUUCUUCUGAUAUAGAGUGCACUGCUGAAUGUUUUUGAGGCCUUCCCUCCACCAGUCGAGGACUUACGGACGUGCGAUUUCCUUCCACAAUGUCGCGUGUUUCCAUGACGUCGAGGAAUUUGGCUUGCGCUCCCGCCAGAUUCGCCACUAUCCUGCUUGGUGGAUAACUCGUCCGGUUACUACGGCCGGCUCAAUUUCCUCCCUUGUUCGGGUCCAUACAUCCUGUCGCCCUCUGAAUCAUAAUUCUCGCGUCGAUCGAGUGUUACAUUCUCUCCCCUGGCGAUCGCAGAAGCUUGCAACAACACUGAUUGCGACACCACCACAUUCCUGGCGACUUGUAGAAGGUUCGCGUGGCAUUGUGGAUACAUCCCACGCCACCAACAUGCCGCUAGACAUGAAAUCGGAGAAUGGGGGCAGUGUAAAUUCGCAGGGCCAAACAGAUACCGGACAAGUAGAGGCGCAUGUAUUGGAACUAUCUCGGGAUGUUCCACCGGAUCCCGAAUCGGAUGAAGAUGUGCCUGCUGAGGCUGAGGAGCUCCGGGAGGCUCUAUCAAGGCCUCCGCCUGUCAAUAGUAGCUACCUGCCCCUCCCUUGGAAGGGAAGAUUGGGAUAUGCAUGCUUAAACACAUACCUACGAUAUUCAAACCCUCCCGUUUUCUGCUCCCGUACUUGUCGCAUCGCGUCGAUUUUGGAAAAUCGACACCCUCUUAUAGACCCUUCUCAACCUUCCCAUCCGACGAAGAACCGUCCUGAUCGGAGUCAAACACCUGAUGUUGCACGCGGUCAAGCAUUCGUUGAAGCAUUGGGACUUGCCAACGCGCGGGAUCUUACCAAGCUUCUGCGCUGGAACGAUCGCUAUGGAAUUAAGUUCAUGCGGCUGAGCAGUGAGAUGUUUCCCUUUGCCAGCCACAAGGAAUAUGGAUACAAACUAGCUCCCUUUGCGUCCGAAGUGCUUGCAGAUGCUGGGCGCGUGAUCGCAGAGCUUGGUCAUAGGGUCAGUAUGCAUCCCGGCCAGUUCACUCAGCUGGGGUCUCCUAAGAAAGACGUGGUCGAGAGUUCUAUACGGGAUCUGGAAUAUCACUCGGAGAUGUUGCAGCUGCUUCAACUGCCCCCCCAAGUGGAUCGGGAUGCGGUUAUGAUUCUCCACAUGGGUGGUGUGUUUGGUGAUAAGGAAGCCACAUUGAAUCGGUUCCGGGAGAAUUACCAAAACCUCUCGCAAGAUAUCAAGAACCGACUGGUUUUAGAAAAUGAUGACGUUAGCUGGACAGUUCAUGAUCUGCUGCCGAUGUGCGAAGAGUUGAACAUUCCGCUCGUUCUAGACUUCCACCACCACAAUAUAAUGUUCGACCCGAGCCAAGUCCGUGAGGGCACCCACGAUAUCAUGGGUCUAUUUGACAGGAUCAAGGCCACUUGGACCAGAAAGGGGAUUACCCAGAAAAUGCACUAUUCGGAGCCGACGCCAUCUGCGAUCACUAAUCGUCAGCGCCGAAAGCAUAGCCCGCGCGUUUCUACCCUACCUCCGUGUGACCCCACGAUGGACUUGAUGAUCGAAGCAAAAGACAAAGAACAGGCUGUAUUUGAGCUAAUGAGGACUUUUAAGCUUCCUGGCCACGAUUUAUUCAAUGAUAUGAUUCCCCACGUUCGUACGGACGAGAACAAACCAUUCAAGCCGCCUCGCAAGUCUACCAAGAAGAACGGUGGCUUUGUCGAUCUCGAAGGCCAUGUUCCUCCUACACCAACUGUUGCAGAGGAGGAUGUCGGCAUGGGAGGCCCGGAGCGAAGAGUAUAUUGGCCUCCCACGAUGGAGGAGUGGCUUCGACCCAAGAGGGUCACCCGGACAAAAGCUGCUUAUAGUCCCCGGAGACCUCGCCUGACGAAGAAGGCUGGUGGUGGUGUUGAGGAAUCCUUGGAGCAAGAUGGUGAGAUGGCCAGUGCGACCAUGACUACACCUGCUUCGACCCCUGUUUCCAAAACCUCCCAGCGGGCUCAGCGCACCCCCAACGUGAAGAAAGUAACCAGUAGGAAACGCAAAGCUUCUUCGCCUGCGACGACGUCCCCUUCUGCAUCAGACAACGAGGUACUGCCUGAAACUCCAACCCUAACGCGAUCCAAGAGUAGUGGUGCUCGUCAAAGCCGACGAACGAAGCCAGUUAGUUACGCUGAGGAUAGUGAAUCUGUGUGAUCACCUUUUGUACGACACGUACCUCAUACCUUUCCCCUGAUCGGCAUGCCUCUUGUACGGCUAUAUUACAGCGUGUGUAACAACACACUCUUGUCUUCGGACUAACCAAUUGCUCCUAUAUUCGACCUAUCAUCAUAUCUCGGGUGGCUGAUUAAAGAGGCUUAGAACUGGCGCGCAUUUUGACCACGAAUAUUUACUCUACGCUCAUGGAUAUAGAUCGUACAAUAGUAGAACUAAUGGAUAUAUGUACUUGGUUCGCGGAGAAACUUUUGGCUAAGGCAAGGUACAAUAGUUAUUUAUAUAAAUAUGUUUUC
This is a messenger RNA of Aspergillus alliaceus, 2606 nucleotides long. RefSeq names its product UV-endonuclease UVE-1. Gene Ontology annotation, cellular component: mitochondrion; nucleus. The transcript has 2 exons. Gene Ontology annotation, molecular function: endonuclease activity. Lineage: Eukaryota; Fungi; Ascomycota; Eurotiomycetes; Eurotiales; Aspergillaceae. Gene Ontology annotation, biological process: nucleotide-excision repair; response to UV; mitochondrial DNA repair. The record is from RefSeq and is a predicted model, not a curated record. The coding region runs from base 139 to 2292 and encodes 717 amino acids.